Messenger RNA from Vitrella brassicaformis, 2052 nucleotides. NCBI's taxonomy places the organism in Eukaryota, Vitrellaceae. The record is from the annotation of a GenBank genome assembly.
CGACAAGAUCACCACAUCUGUGCCUGCAAUGGGUCUUCCCAUGACAGCGGCUCUAUUUUGUCCAGAGAACAGAGUCAUCUGCAAUGAUCUCUCCGUCAGUUGCUUGCAGCGGCGUCAGCAGUAGCAGGAUGCAGAAUGCCGUCAUCACAUUCAGCCACGGCAACUACACGGCCGAGUUUGAGGAGGGCACGCAGCUGGGUCAAGGGAAGGGGGAGCCCGUGGUGCUGGGGCAGCUCCGCCGGCCUCUCCCUAGUGGCGUCGGGAUGCCGGUCAGCGUGGCGAUCAAGCGCGUGACGCUGAUUGAGGAGGAGCUCCUCAGCCCGCAAGGCCUCAGGAAUCAGAGGAACGAAAUCGCCGAGCUUCAGGCCGAGGCCAAGGAGCUGCGGCGGAUGGAUGGGUGGCCGCCCUUCAUCCGCCUCAUCGCCGCCAACACGGACCCCUCCAGGCCCGCCACCCUGGAGAUGCCCAACGGCACCAAGAGCAAGGUGCUCUGCAUAGCCAUGGAGCCGCUGGGUGAGUGAACCACACAGCACGCGCACACACAUUUGGAUGCACCAUGGGGGCAAGGAAGAUCAGACCAAGGCAGAUCAGACCAGAAUUCUCCCUGUUUGUUGUGUGCGUUGCUCAUGAUGCUGCAGGGAACGACUUUGUGGAGGGGUGCGAGCUGUUCGGCCUUCUGGGAGCCAACAGCCGCCCCAUGAACGCGCGGGCCAUCUGGCUGCGAUUCCAGGCCAGCAUUGCCGCCAAGAGCCUGGACGAGAGGGCGAAGGAGCUGCAGCAGGACCUAAUCGUCCUCACCAAGGCCCUCGCCAUGAUCGUCCAGGCGCAGAGGGGGGCCGUGUCCCGUGGGACGCUGCACCAGACGCGCCGGCCAAGAACGUGAUGCUGCCCCAGAGCGUCCUCCGCGGCGUCCGGCCCCUGCAGCCUUAUCCGGCUGACAAUGGGCAGAGGUUGAUAGACCUGGCCAGUCUCAUCAAUCUCGGCCCACAGGACAGCGGCCCCACCAGAAGCAGCAGCAGCAGGACGAAGGACGGCCCACCCCCCUUCCUGGGCAAGAGGUGCCGGACGGCCCUUGUGUCACUCGACCCGGAGAAGCAGCGCGCGAGCCUGCAGGUGCCCGGCAGCACGCCAUUCUAUCGAGCCCCCGAGCUCAUCCUCCUCGGCCUGGAGCACGAACAGCCGGAGCUGCGGGACGACUCCAUCCCGAUGCUGGCGGCCAGGACCAAGGUGCGGGAGGCAGCACGUGACAAGGGGGUGCUGGUGGGGACGGGCGACAGGGAGGGCGCUUGGGUGGGGGUCCCAGCAGCUGUCCAUUCGGUGGGAAUGGCCAUCUCGGCCGCGGCCUCACGCGGCUGGAGCGUGGAGGGGGCGCUGAUGCAAGGGGAGGAGGACGACGUCUGGGAGGCGGGGCGGUGGCAGACGGUGGAGAUGCUCACCAUCUCCGGCCAGAGCGACGGCAAGCUCUUCAUGGAGGACGACGGCCGCCCUGUCUUCCCCGACGGCAAGGCCCAGAGCCCCCUGGACAACGUCGGCCUGGCCUUCGUCGACGAGUGGUCGGCCAUCAUCUGCGACGUAGUCGCCAAGGCCACCAAGCUCCACGAGGGUGACAGGCUGACGCUCAAGGAAGUGGAGGACCGGCUGUUCGAGGCGCUGCGUCUGCUGGAGGCCCCCGACCUCCAGCUGACUGCACCUCGCGGCCAUGCCUUCCGGCAGCAGCAGACGGCCAGCCCCGCGCCACCGCCAGACGACGCACACCCCUACCACAGCCCCGAGGACGACAGUCGAGAGGAGCAGGCGCCACCACAGCCACAGCAGCCGGCGCAAGACGUGCAGGCCGACGACCACGGCGAGACCCCGCGGACGUUUCUCGUCAAGAUGACCAAGAAGGCCGGCGUAGACUGAUAGAUGGGAUGGGCGAAGUCAGAUAGUGGCGAGCUUAGAAGGGGAGGCUCAGCACCGAUAUCGAUUCGUUCGCAGAGGAAUUCGUUGAGAGGACGGAUUCAUUUACUGAUGUCUCCGUCGUUGCUUAGCGAAGAUCGAGAGGAGACGUGA